Messenger RNA from Miscanthus lutarioriparius, 684 nucleotides. Lineage: Eukaryota; Viridiplantae; Streptophyta; Magnoliopsida; Poales; Poaceae. The record is from the annotation of a GenBank genome assembly.
AUGGCCACUAGGUGGGCAGCAGGAUGGCACCCAGUAGAGACAAUUGAAAAAGGGUCGACCUAUAUGCUUUCCUGGAGAAAUGAAUUUGCAUCAAAUAGCCACCACCAGCUAAGGUACACAAGUGGCAACUGUUCAUUUCUUCCCCCUAAAUUAAUUAGGUGGCAGGCCGUUUUAGUUCAUUCUAGCAAGUUUUGGGCCAACCCAAUGACCGAAAAUAAGUGGAACUUGCAUCCCAAACUGCAUUUCAUUGCAAUACUAGAUCAAAGAUUCAAGGGGCACUUCCAACAGAAUCACAAGCAUUGGCACUCACAAGUCACAAUCUUGGAAUUUUACAGCAAAAUGAAGAGCAAAAGUACCCUAUUAACGAACUGGCCUUCACAUCCACAUUCGAAUUAUGUGCCAUACAGAAUGGAUAAGCUGUUCCUAGUUCCAAAGAAAAGAAGUCUCACUACCAAGAACCCCGUAAAUAUUGAGACGUUCGCCGCAGAUCUAAUAUCUAGGAUAGACCAAGCGUCAGCUCAAAUCAUCAAGACCAUGUACGGUAAGGAGAAGUCGCUCUGGGUGAUAGGGAUACGCAUGUAUACCUCGAGCUCGGCGGACUUCAUGGCGAUGGGGAUGCAGAUGAGGAAGAUGCCGAACAUGGCGAUGGCGGUGUUACGGCGCCAGUGGACGGGGCGGCAGUAG